Beta vulgaris subsp. vulgaris (sugar beet) is the source of this 2990-nucleotide messenger RNA. RefSeq lists its product as hypothetical. Gene Ontology annotation, cellular component: cytoplasm; ubiquitin ligase complex. Lineage: Eukaryota; Viridiplantae; Streptophyta; Magnoliopsida; Caryophyllales; Amaranthaceae. Gene Ontology annotation, biological process: positive regulation of proteasomal ubiquitin-dependent protein catabolic process; protein polyubiquitination; ubiquitin-dependent protein catabolic process. The transcript has 3 exons. The record is from RefSeq and is a predicted model, not a curated record. Gene Ontology annotation, molecular function: zinc ion binding; ubiquitin conjugating enzyme binding; ubiquitin protein ligase activity. Bases 113 to 1405 code for a protein of 430 amino acids.
UGGUAAGUAGUAGACGAGAAGUUAAACUUGAUAUGAAAUUUCAAAUCCCUUGAAAAACGCGAAGCCUAUAUUAUGCGCAGUGCAGACUACAAUUUGAAGUUUAAGCGGCGAAAUGGAAACUCGAAGCCCUUUCCUUGUUGAAGACACUUUACCCCAAUUUUUCCGAACCCUAAAACCAGAAUCAUCUUCAAUUUCCGCCAAACUCAAAUCACCUACUGUAUCUAAACCUUCAAUUCAACCUUCUUCUUCGCGCGACAAAGCAAUGGCGGAGGAUCAUCGCCAACACGUAGUAAGUGAUAUUCUAAUUUUUGAUGAUCAUAUUCAUGUUAGUAGUGAAACUAAGAAUAAAGCUACUACUUCUAGAAAUGCUGUAAUUGAAUUGUUAGACGACGAUUAUGGCGAUAAUGCUGAUGAUGAUGAUUGUGUUUUUGUUAAGAGAGAGAAAAUUUCGAAUCCUAGUAAAGGGAAUCAUAAGAAAGACCCUAUUUAUGUUGAGGAAUUUAUUAAAAGAGAGAGAAAAUUCGAUGGAAGUCGUAAAUUGGGCAAGAAUUGUGCAAUUGAAAUUGAUGAUGAUUCUAUACAAUGUGUGGAUGAUUAUGAUGAUGAUGAGAUUAGGGUUAUUACUGUGAGACCUUUUGCUAGUUCUUCGCAUUCUUCAAGAAAGAGGAGGAGUCUUUUUAGUGGUGGUUCGAGGACAGAGGUAGGUGAAUCUUCGGGGUCGAAACGAGAGGAGAUUAUUGAUGUGGUGGCUGAAAUUGAUCCCAUAGAAGAAGUGAUGUUUCUUUGUGAUAUAUGUGCAGACUCUAAGCCACAGAAAGAUUCUUUUAGGAUAAAGGGGUGUACUCAUUCGUAUUGCUCCGAAUGUAUGAAAACUUAUGUUGCUUCGAAGUUACAAGACGGUGUUUCUCAAAUUAAUUGCCCUGUUCCUAGUUGCUCUGGAAUAUUAGAGCCAGAGUAUUGCAGGGAGAUACUCCCAUUUGAGGUUUUUGCUAGGUGGGGUAAUCUUUUGUGCGAGUCUGUGAUACUUGCCUCACAGAAGUUCUAUUGUCCGUUUAAGGAUUGUUCGGCAUUGUUGGUGGAUGAUGGGAGCGAGAAGGUGACAAGAUCGGAGUGUCCUAGUUGCUUUAGAUUAUUUUGUGCACAAUGUAGGGUCGGGUGGCAUGAGGGCGUUGCGUGUUCUGAGUAUCAGUCUCUGGGUAAGGAUGAAAGAGAGAAGGAAGAUAUCAUGUUGAGGCAACUUGCUAAAAGUAAGAAAUGGCAAAGGUGUCCUAAGUGCAAGUACUAUGUGGAGAAAUCAGAAGGUUGCCUUUUCAUGAAAUGCAGGUGUGGAAUUGCUUUUUGCUACAGGUGUGGUGCCAUCAAUACAGACCAUCGGUUCCAUAACUGUAAAAAAUGUGGGCGUUAGUCUUCAAGUUUCAGUGGUUCUAUGUGGAGAGUUAGGUAGUUGCUUGUAAAGAAACAGGUCUGUUGCUGACCUUUUCUUACUAUAUGAUAUCGGCAUCGUAUAAUUAAUCAAUGUCCUGGCUGCCUUUUCAUUCAUUUCCUACUUAAUUUUCUUCUGACUUUAUAUUGGGUACAAUCUGACUUGCUUCUAUUCAGAAGAUAAAUUGAGAGACAGGUGGUUUCAAGAGCACAAUUGCACAAACAAUUUUAACGAAAAUAAUCGAAGAUGGUGGUCUAGCAGUAGAUUUUUUUUUGAAGGGGUUAUCGAUAGUUAGGUGCUAUUGUGGAACUAGUAGUAAACAAAGGUCAAGAGCUUUAUGUUGUUUCCUUUUUUCUAUCAUCUUGACGCUGUGUUUCUUAAAGCAGAAGUAAGAGGCAUGUGUAUUCAUCUUCCUUUGCCUGGCUGUUUGUGGUUUAUGUGCACGUAAACAAGCUAAGACCGCCCUGUCUCUUUAACCAUUAUUGAGUUCAAACAACUGAACUUGUGAACAUGACUACAUGAGUUUUCCUUGUUCAGAAUAUUGUAAACUACUUCAGAAUUCCUUACAACUUUUUUGAGCACUAGAACUUAUAGUCAUUUUUCUUCUUUUAUCUUGAAAAAAUUACUUGCAAAAUACCAGUGUAUCACCGUCUUGCAAAUAGAGUCUAUAUUCUUAUAGAAUUUUGUGAAUUUUUAUAACUUCCAGUCUGUAUACGUAUAGUUGCAGCUUCACUGUUCACAACUUCGCAGUACGUAAACGACAUUGGUAGGAUGUACCUUUUUCAAUAGACAGGCCUCAGGAAGAAGGAACUCUGAUGAAGCUGUGCAUGUCCAAAAUAUUGAUAAGAUGUUUUCAGAAAACUAUUGGUAGUAAAUAGUAAUGGGUCUUGUAAACUGAAAAAACAUUAGGAUUGCUUUUUCUCUCUUCUUUUACUACUUUGUUGCAGUAGUACUGGUCGUGGAAAGGAAGGGAGAAAGGGGGCAGAGAUUGAGGAUGGAGGGAGGGCUGUGAGGAAAUGAGUAGAAGAGACUCUGUUUUGCUAAAUCUAGGGAAGAGGGUCUCGGAGAAACCUGCUUUCCUACAUCAGUUCGUUGGUGUAAGAUAUCCGUACUUGGGAGUUGGAAGGUUUUUUGGGAUGUUGACUAGCUACUUCUUAGAUGUUAGAUUGGUGUUCUCUGUGGUGCCAGUUCUUUCAUUGGACUUCGCCUUCUUUGCCAAAGAGAUUCAAAGAAAUAUGUAAAUUGUAAUGUUCAGACUUAGGAAGAUCAAGAGUAUGAUCCAUAUCUAUAACAGUACAAACUGUCGAAUUCGAAGACAUAUUAAGGGAGUUCCUGGGCCAGUUUUUCUGUGAUCUCCCAUUCUUGACCAAAUUUAUAAUGUUGAACUGGGUGAUUGGCUGAUUGCUGUACCUUGGAGAGAAAUGGCUGGUUUACAAAAUCUAUGACUUGUGGCUUGCAAGUUGAUACAGCAAUUUGGCUUUUUAAAUUACAACCUUCGAGUAGAUUUUGUAGACUGACAUCACUUUUAGUUGGCUUAAUUUAUUUUUUUGGACAGGUAGUUGGCUAA